AUGAUAACACUCGAGAGUUAUCACGUUAUGAUUGUAUCCAAAUACUUUGAUACAUUUUGCGACUUUGUACAUUUAGAAAUGGUAACCAAGAAAUAUCGAGGAACAAUUAAUAAAUUUCAUUUUAAUCCAAUUCCUCUUAAUAAUCACACACUUAAAUAUUUCCAACACAUAGAAACCCUACAUUUAUAUUCAAAUGAUGAUAUAACUUUUGGUAAUGAUUAUUUAACUAACAAAGUUAACGACUUGAUUCAAACACGUCAGAAUACAACAUCAAAAACAUUUUUUCAAGUAAUUAUAUGGUAUUCUGUGUCGUGCUAUACUGCUCUUACUUACUCGUCUUUCCGUUAUGUCUUCAAAAAUGUGGCUUUCACAUGCAAAGAUGUUGACAUCUAUUUUACAUGCAUUCCACGUGUAGCAACUUCCAUUGCGUUGAAUUGUUUUUCAGGUUGCUUGACAUUACUUUCAAUUGUUCUUCCUCCAAAGAUCAGAACAAUAGAAGACAAUUCCUUUUAUAAUUGCGUCCAUCUAAGCUCAAUUGUACUCCCAAGUGGUUUGACUUCGAUUGGAUCAAACUGCUUUUCAUUGUGCAGUGAGCUACGAACACUUCGUCUUCCAAAGAGUCUGCAGAAGAUCGGCAAAAACUGUUUCAAUGGAUGUGUGUCAUUAAAAACAUUUCAAAUGCCCAAUGACGCGUAUUUCAUUGGAGCUUCUUGUUGUUCUUCGUGUCAGAAAUUGCUCGAAGUUACUCUUCCAACGUCGUUGACGCAAAUUCCAAAAGCGGCAUUUUCUAAGUGUUUUUCGCUCUCACAAAUUGCGUUUCCAAAAUCAAUUAAAAAAGUUUGUGAGAGGUGUUUUGAUGGGUGCACAUCACUAAAAUCAGUUAAAAUACCAAACAAUAUUUCUUCUCUUGGAAAGAACUGUUUUUCAAAUUGCGUUUCACUCACAAAAGUGACUUUUGAAGAUGGCAACAAUUUUUUACUGAGCCUUCCAGACGACUUAUUAAGCUACUGUUACUCUCUCGCGUCUUUUGUUGUUCCCAUACAAAUCAGUCAAAUAGGAAGUAACUGCUUUAAGUCGUGCAAAAAAAUGACUUCAAUAUGUAUAACACAAAAAGUCACUGUUCUCUCAAAAUUUUGCUUCUCAGAGUGCGUUUUAUUAAGUAAAAUAACACUUCCAAGUAAUUUGUGUGUUGUUGGAGUUUCGUGCUUUUUUGCAUGUAGUGCUCUAGUGGAAAUACAUUUACCAAAUACAGUCACUUGUAUUGGUGAAAGGGCAUUUUGCGAGUGUCAAGCGCUCUCGAAAGUUGUUCUCCCAAACGCUCUCACAGAACUGAACGAUGGGACGUUCAUGAAAUGUUCAAGUUUGAAAUAUGUUGACAUCCCAGGCAACGUAUGCAAAAUAGGUAACAACUGCUUUAGAGAGUGCGUCGCUUUAAUAUCAAUAGAACUUCCUGAAAGUGUCACAAAAAUUGGAGAAAAGUCGUUUUUCAUGUGUAAAAACAUGGCAAAUGUGAGACUUAAAAAUGGGUUAAAAAGUGUUGGAAAAGAUUGUUUUUGUGAGUGUAACAAUUUAAAUGAAAUUUUUGUCCCUACAAGUGUCACUGAGUUUGGGGAAAACUGUUU
Entamoeba invadens IP1 is the source of this 1622-nucleotide messenger RNA. RefSeq lists its product as hypothetical. The transcript has a single exon. The annotation marks the transcript as partial. The record is from RefSeq and is a predicted model, not a curated record. Lineage: Eukaryota; Evosea; Mastigamoebida; Endamoebidae.